GUCGUAUUAAAAAAGUAAAAGAGCAAAGAAAACUUAAAAGUAAAGAUAAAGAUAACUUACCAAUUGAUGAUGAUGCAUAUAAUUUGGAGGAUGAAGAAGUAGCAGAACAGUAUUUAGAAAGCUUAUUCAAAAUGCUCAAAAAUGGAUUUUAUUAUAAAAUAACCCAGUUUUUUGGACAAGUAAAUAACUUAAAUUCGAAUAAUGAUUUCAUGGAAGACCAGCAAUCAGAUUCAGAGAAUGAUUAUAAUUUUGAGCUUGAAGAAAAAUCAUUAAAGUGGAAGCAAAAACUUCAAGAAACUGGGAAAAGGAUACAAAGUUUAAUAGACACCACAGAAAUAUCAAAGACAGAUAAGAGGACUCAUUUAGAAUAUGUUGGGGUUUGGACUUUUGAUAAUGCCACCAAUCACACACUUAUAGCACCUAAUGUGUUAGUAGCUGCUAAAAUGAACUUAAAACCUGGUGGAUUGUAG
Molecule: messenger RNA, 470 nt
Organism: Dentiscutata erythropus
Lineage: Eukaryota; Fungi; Glomeromycota; Glomeromycetes; Diversisporales; Gigasporaceae
Source: the annotation of a GenBank genome assembly